CAAGAUUUCAAGCGACCACGAAGGCAGGAUGGCGUGCGCACCGAGCAGCCCCCGCCCGCGCAUGCUCGUCGGGAGCCCGCGCAAGCUGCUGAAGACGAAGAAGCUGCUGCGCGGCCAUGCGCUCUACAACGCCAAGUACGACUACGUGGAAGAUGCGCUCGAGACGACGCUCUCGGCCUCGACGGUCACAACGAGCGACGGCGACUGGAGUGCGGGCAAUCGCACCUUGGGCAACACGGGCAGCUUUGCGUUGCAAAUGCCGGCACCCAUAACGUCGCCCAAGGUGUUGCACCAGGGCCAGUUUCUGCACUGGGCCACGCCGCACGCGCUGCCAACGCGAGCGCGAUGCGCCAUGACGCCCGACUGCAAGGCGCUCUUGGACCACUUGAACGCGGUUCGAGCUCGCCCGAGCACCGCUGCGCCGUUGGCCUUCACCGUGUUUGAUGCGACCGAGGCCCACCGCUGGACUGCGGCGCAGACCGCCUUGGCGUCGCAGUUAUGCACCGAGAUGAUCCCGCUUGUGCCAGCGCCAAGCCCGACGUCGUACAAGGGUCACGUCGCCAAGCACAAGCGCGUCGAAGAGCUCAUGGGCUGCCCAAAGACGGUCGCACCGUGGCGCCGCGAUGCAGCGACGUCCGCGUGAUGACGCCGAUGUUCGUCGUUCUUGUUGGUGGUGCUGUCUCUCUGGUCGUCGCUGUACGUGUAUUUAUUCCCAUAUAUCGUAAUUGGAUUGUUGUUCUUGACGUG
This is a messenger RNA of Saprolegnia diclina VS20, 747 nucleotides long. RefSeq lists its product as hypothetical. The record is from RefSeq and is a predicted model, not a curated record. The transcript has a single exon. Bases 29 to 643 code for a protein of 204 amino acids. Lineage: Eukaryota; Oomycota; Saprolegniomycetes; Saprolegniales; Saprolegniaceae.